Molecule: messenger RNA, 4113 nt
Organism: Polypterus senegalus (gray bichir)
Lineage: Eukaryota; Metazoa; Chordata; Cladistia; Polypteriformes; Polypteridae
Gene: rnf44
Product: ring finger protein 44
Exons: 12
Coding region: 599-1921 (440 amino acids)
Source: RefSeq, a predicted model, not a curated record
CGACGGAGACAAGGCGCACGCGGAUUGAAAUGGAAGGAAUUGUAAAACGCUGUUUAAUUCGAGUGGCGACCGAUUCUUAAAGAAAUAGUGGCUAACAAAAUCGAAACUCGACUUAUUUUUGUGUUGCUUGAACCAACUUGUACGGGAAGCGUCGAGCUCGUUGCGUGACAGCGACAAAAAUCGGAAAAGUGUCAAAAACAAAGAAGCAGGAAGGUCCGCGGGCGCUGGCUCUUCCCCUCUGCUGUGCUUCCAGCGCUUCACAAGCUGCAGACUGUCCAGCGUGCAUAAUUUGCUAGUCGGACAAAGCUCUUGUACUCGCCUGGCGCGUGUCGAAACUUCAGUCCCAUUUUGCAAGGCAAAAAACAGAAGACUUAGAUACAAAUCCGAGUCUUGAGGACUUGAUCUGUGCAUCAAGCGGGCUUCCCCUAUUAUUUCCGAUUAAGGUCAUGAGUGGAAACUAAUUGUGGAUAUUUUGACUAUUAGAAGUUAUGGGAAAAAUGAACUUUUAAGAGUGAAGACAAUCUGAGGCUGUGAUACAAAAGCCUCCAAUAAGCCAAACUCCAUCUUGAGAGCUUGAUCCGCCACCCUGACGUCACCAAUGCGACCAUGGGAAAUCACAGUGAAUAGGCGGCCACCAACUGCCCCCUUCAGUCAGAGAAGGUUUCCAGGGGAGCCUUGUAAUACCCCUGCACAUCUCAGGAGAAGCCCUCCAGUGAGACGGCAGUGGGGGCGUCGAGAUAGACCCUUGUUGCACAACUCUUUACAUCAGGAUGAGAAUUUGCAUCAUCCUCUGUUUUCUCAGCAUCAACAGCAGAUCUCUUUAGAUGAAUCAAGAGUAUACAGUCACACCAGCGUACAGCCACGAAUGCUUCACCCUGCCACACACCCGCCUCAGCAAAAUUCCAUCAUGGUCGACCUCCACGAACAGAUGCAUCAGGGACCAGUCCCAAUUUCAUAUACGGUUACUACGGUGACGACCCAUGGUUUCCCAAUUCAUGCCGGCCAACCAAUCCCAGGGUGCAACACUCAGCAGCUCCCAGCAUGCUCGGUAAUGUUCAGCGGACAGCACUCUCUGCUCUGCUGCCUUCCGCCUCCUCUGAUUCAGGCCUGCACAAUGCAGCAUUUGCCGGUGUCAUAUCAAGCCUUUCCACCAUUGAUUUCCAGUGAACAUUUUAUAUUGCAUCCUCCACCGCCUGUUCCACCUCACCAGGGACCACACCUAGCACCUCUGAGCCAAUUUGUACCACUACAGCCACAACACCCCCGCAUGCCUUUACAGAGGAUAGAAAAUGAAGUGGAAAUGAGGGGGGACCAGCACCCUGUUGGAGGGUUCUCUUACCCUUCGGCCCAUCACCCACCAGCAAUGCCUCAGUCAGUGCCCCUUCAGUACCUUCCUCAUGACCCAUUGCACCAGGAACUACCCUUUGGAGUGCCAUAUCCCCAAGUGUUGCCGAGACGUGUUAGUGGACAGAGGUAUCGGCUCCAACAGUCCCUACCCCCUCCUCCUCCACCACCUCCAUACUAUCCCAGCUUCCUGCCAUAUUUUCUGUCAAUGCUUCCUGUGCCUCCUACUGCAGUAGGACCUGCUAUUAGCCUGGAUCUGGACGUGGAUGACGUUGAGAUGGAGAAUUAUGAGGCAUUGCUAAACCUGGCUGAGAGACUAGGGGAAGCUAAGCCUCGUGGACUCACCAAAGCCGAUAUUGAGCAUCUUCCGUCCUACAGGUUUAAUCCAGAAAACCACCAGUCUGAACAAACUCUGUGUGUUGUGUGCUUUAGUGAUUUUGAGUCUAGGCAGCUACUUAGAGUUUUGCCCUGCAAUCAUGAAUUUCAUGCUAAGUGUGUCGACAAGUGGCUGAAGACAAAUCGCACUUGCCCAAUUUGUCGAGCCGACGCUUCAGAGGUCCACAGAGAUGUCGAGUGAAAAUAUUUUUUCCUUUUUGCUUUUUUCCCUUUUUCUUUCUCCGUUUUGACCAAUAGGAAACAGCACAAUAAAUGGAGAACGAUCCAUACAAAACACGGAUGCCUACCGCCUACCCCUCCGUGUUGCCCUGCAACCAUUCCCUCUAAGCCCCUGCCCUCACCCCCAACCCUUGGACAAUAAGCAAUCGAGGAUUGUAAUCUGGGGCCCUCUUUUACCUCUGCUGUGCAUUGUGUGAGUUUGAUGAAAGCUACUGCCUAGAGUUACUACAUAACCACCAAGUGCUGGAGCUGUCUUGUGUAUACUUCUUUUUUUGAUUGCUUUUGUGUUUCUGAUACUCCAAAGAUUUUAUCUUAAGAUCUGUUCUUGCUAUUUUAAUUUGAUGAAAAGAACUGAUUUUUUUGAGGGGUGGGGGGUUUGAUUUGGAAGUCUAGAUAACGAGGAUAACGCUAGAAUCAUUCCAAGUACUGCAACAGUAAAUUAGAAGGAGCGGCUGGCUGUGCAUUUUGUACACAAGCUGUUUUCUAGCUAAAUGAAGAAAGUCUAAAAAGGUGUAAGAACGAACUUGGGCCAUUUCAUUAACCAGGAAUGGUUUCCCGUUAAAGAUGCAUGUUUGUAUAGGUGAUGGGCAGAGUGACUUGUUGUUAAUAAUGUAUGUUACGCAAUAACGUUUUACUUGUUGUUUUUGUUUGUUUGAUUGAUUUUUAAUCUGUUUUUUUCUGACUUCUAAUUCCUGUUGUAAAAGGUGUAGCUUGCAGUGGUAAAAUGGUUCAGUAUCUUUUCAGGCCUGGGGGUAAGAUGAUGUCAGGCUGCCUUUGAGGAAAACCCAGAGUGGUGCAGGGGUAACAGAAGAUAAAUGCCAUCGCUGCUUCAGUAGGGAGCACACGUCUCAGACUACUUUACUGCAGGGGAGGCAAAAAGGACAUACUUUGCUGUUUUUCUCUACAGCAUGAUUGAGCUCUGCUGAACAAUAGAGGCGGGGCUUACUGUUUGCCCUCACCACUACACUUUGAUCUUUAUAUGGAGCUGUUGCUACAUGUGGCUGGUGGAACCGAGGCAUGCUGGGAAUUGCAUGGACUGUUGAUUUAGAUGAGCAAUAUAUAAAAUAAAGCAAGUACAUUUUAUUCAUAAGGAUUUCUAGGGUUACUAAAUGCUCUUGGCCAUCUCUGUGACGAAAGGCCUGCCAUUCUCUGCACAUUCUUUUAGAGAAGCGUGGAAUAUACAGCUACUGGAUGAAGUUUCUUAGCAAUCUGAUGACUUCCAGUAGCUAUGAAGAUGGCAUUUGCAUCGUGUGCUUCAAAUGGCAAUAUUCUCGAUGAGUAUCAUUUAAAUGGGACUUUCUGCUUGGCUUUAAUGGGGUGGUGGGGGGGGUGGCCUGGUGAAUUUCUUGUUUGCAAGCCAAAUAUUCAAUAUACUCUCAUUUUCAGCUCUGCCUUUCAAGACCUUGAGAAGCACAAACCUAUACUGUAUUGCUAAAACUGAUGAAAAAUCUUGCAUUUCAACUUUUAGAGGUGUUAGCUUUUUAAAAUAAUUCUUAUUUAUUUGUUUUAUCUUCUGAUAACAAAAAAGGAAAAAAAAAAAAAAAAACAACACACACACAAAAAGGACAAACUGAAUGAAUAAGUCAUAUUUUUUAUUAUAAUUGAGGGGCAGGGAACUGGGGGGGUGGAGAAACCUGAAAAUGAUUUAAAGGUCUAAAGGACACAACAUGCUGAAUGCCCCUUAGUGGGGCAGAGUGCCAAAUUAGGAGGACGUUUUUGCUUGUGUCACAUGGCUUUGAAGACUGAAGACGGUUUAAUCAAGUUGAGCAGUAUUAAAUUACCCUAAAGCAGCCGUUAACUGCUUUACAGUUUAAGUGAAACUCCCACAAAAAUGGAGAAUCAUGUUUGAGAAUUGUGCCGCACCCACAGAGCAUAAAAGAAGUGCAGGUCUCCUUAAUUGUUUAUGAGCUCUUAAGCAGUGCGUCCUGCCCCAGCUUGGCACUUAGAGGCACCAGGGUGAGCAGUGGGGAGUUAGGUUGGCUCAUAUCGCUCAAGGAGAACAAUGUCCAGUGUCCUCCUUUAACUUCUUCUCAAAAAGCCAUUUUAAAUGAAAAUUUUCUUGCAUCUUGGAGCAUACAUUCAUAAAUGCAUAUACCGUCUAUAUAACCUGUAUAUGUAUCUCUUGUUCCUAUAUAUAUUUCAAAAAAAAAAAAA